AUGCCACCCACAGAAGCAUUUCUUCAUGCCUUGUCGGCACAGCAUGCAGGAGGCCUCUGCGGCCUGACGUUGCAGUUGCAGCUUCGUGGAGCACUUGCUGCCUUGCUAGGAAGCUCUUCAGUGAGUCGGCCUUCAACAGCGCAAGACUCAAACGAUGCGUUCAACAAGUUCGCGUUGAAUUGUGCUGCAAGCCGUGAGGCGACAUCUACGACGCGGCCCCCCAGGUGGAGACCUAAGCCAGAAAGCACAAACCUUCCGACAACUUACGCGGCCUUCAGGCCAAGCACAGCUUGCUCGGCGCUGUCGCGGCUGUCGCGAUGUGGCGGCGCAAGACCUUUGACAGCCGGCAUGAGGUGCCUGCUUUCGACCAGACAUCUGACGAGCUUUUAUCGACACGCUCCUGCAGGCAACCGCGGAGCCUUCUCAGAGCCGCGAGCUUACUGUCAAGCGCACGUGAUGUACUGUGUCGGCAAGAUUGGGCACCUGGCCAUCUUCGCAAGUGGACAUGAGUGGCAGUGA
This is a messenger RNA of Symbiodinium natans, 519 nucleotides long. The record is from the annotation of a GenBank genome assembly. NCBI's taxonomy places the organism in Eukaryota, Dinophyceae, Suessiales, Symbiodiniaceae.